Desarmillaria tabescens is the source of this 441-nucleotide messenger RNA. RefSeq lists its product as uncharacterized. NCBI's taxonomy places the organism in Eukaryota, Fungi, Basidiomycota, Agaricomycetes, Agaricales, Physalacriaceae. Bases 1 to 441 code for a protein of 146 amino acids. The transcript has a single exon. The record is from RefSeq and is a predicted model, not a curated record.
AUGGCAAGGGUUGCGAGGACGGUUCUGGAGACAGUACGCUUCACCUUGGCUCUGCAGAACCCUGACGCAUUGGAUACCAUGAAGAAUGCUGCAGAUAGUAUUCUUGAGGCUGACACUGUCCGGAGGAUCGACUGGAAGCCUGAUUUUUCAUCCCAUGUUCUGUUGGCGGCGUGUCGUAUUCAUGAGACAGCGACUGAGCUUCGUAGACAGGAUGGGACGUACUAUGGUCUUUUUACCGAUGCGUCGCUCCGUACUCUGAUGUCCGAUCAGUUGGAAGAUGAAUCGACAUUUUUAGAUCUCCGGGACGCCUUGCCCCUAUAUCCAGGUCAACAUCCCGUCAUGGUUGGAGAUGACAAAAACAGUCUUGUUUGGUUUGGAACCCUCAUUGCAGAUUCCUCAGGCCCCGACCUUCGUCGUCUGGCCGAUGUCAAGCUGCAGUAA